AAAUCGAUAUAAUCGAAACAGUUAGGUGACGCUUCGAAAUAUUACCAAACAUUUUAACAAAUCGUUAAAUCUCCCAUCUUUUUUCUUCAUUCAGUAGCUCUAUUUCCACAUUCCCACUUCAAAAAAUUUAAAGACAUUUUAAAUCCUCAAAUUAAUUUCAAAAUAAAAAUUCAUAUAUAUAUGUUACAGUGCAGCUAGCUAUACAUACAAUUUCAGGAUCCUUUGUUUCAUUUCUCAGAUAAUUAUGCAAGAAAUCAAGAAAUCUGGGAAAUCUUGUUUCUCAAAUUCAGAAAAUGGGUCAUUGUUGAUUGCAUCUUUAAAGUUGAAAAAGGGAAAGUUUUUAAUUCAAUGCAAAAAAGAUAAAGCAAAGUCAAGUAGUAAGGUGAAAAGGGCAGUGCUUGUGAGUGAUUCAUCAAGCAAGGGGAUGAAAAAAAGUAUAAAAAUUAUGAGUAAAAAGAUCUUGCAGAAGGCAAUUGAUAAGAAAUCUUCAUCUAAGAAGAUGAAUUGUGAAGAUCAAAGAGGUAGAAAUUUGUUAGGUUUUGGUUCUGAGCAGAAUGGGAAGAAAGUUAAACUCAAGAAGAAGAAGAAGAAGAAGAAUAAGAAAGGGUUGAAUGGAAAGGCUGAGUUGGAUGAGCCAUCGCGGUUGCAGAGGAGGACUAGGUAUUUGAUGGUUAAAAUGAAGCUGGAACAGAAUCUUAUUGAUGCUUACUCUGGUGAAGGAUGGAAAGGUCAAAGCCGGGAGAAGAUCAGGCCAGUAAAGGAACUUCUAAGAGCCAAGAAGCAGAUUUUGAAGUGUAAACUUGGUAUACGUGAUGCUAUUCACCAGCUGGAUUCACUUAGUACAGUGGGAUGUAUUGAAGACUCGGUUAUUGCUCCAGAUGGAUCUGUUUCUCAUGAACAUAUUUUCUGCUCAAAGUGCAAAUCCAAUGAAGUUUCCCCAGAUAAUGAUAUUGUACUCUGUGACGGGACAUGCAAUUGUGCCUUCCACCAACGAUGCCUUGAUCCUCCACUAGACACUGAAAACAUACCACCUGGAGAUCAGGGAUGGUAUUGCAAGUUUUGUGAUUGCAGAAUGGAAAUUAUAGAAGCUAUGAAUGCACAUCUGGGCACCCAGUUCUCAGUUGAUAGCUGUUGGCAGGAUUUUUUCAACGAAGAAGCAACUUUCUAUGACACGGGAGGCAUAUCAAUAAAUCAAGAAGAAGAGUGGCCUUCAGAUGAUUCCGAAGAUGGCGAUUAUGAUCCAGGAAGGAGGGAAAACAGUACCAGUGAAGCAGGCACGGAUGAUGAUGCCUCUAGGGAUGGUAACAGUGCGACCAGCUUGGAUUGGUCUUUAGAAGGUGAAGUUUUGUCAGGAUCUAAGGAUGGGGAGACGGAUAACAUGGAUUUUAGAAACCAAUCUAUUUAUAGCAGUUUAGACUCCGAUGAAACCAGUGAUGGGGAAGUUGUAUGUGGCCGUAGACAGCGAACAGCAGUUGACUAUAAGAAGUUAUAUGUUGAAAUGUUUGGGAAGGAUGCUCCAGUACAUGAGCAAGUUAGCGAAGAUGAAGACUGGGGCCCUGGAAAAAGAAAACGAAGAGGAAAGGAGUCGGAUGCUGCCAGCACCCUCAUGACAUUGUAUGAAAAUGAGAAACAAAGUAAAAAAUGUUUAACUAUUGAAGCCAAGGGGGAGCUUUCUCGAGAGUUACGAGUUACAAGGCCACUUUUCAGAAUCCCCCCUUCUGCCCUUGAGAAACUUCGCCAGGUGUUUGAGGAGAAUGAACUUCCCUCUAGAACUGUCAAGGAAAACCUUUCUAAAGAUUUGGGUCUCGAUCCUGGGAAGGUCAGCAAAUGGUUCAAGAAUGCACGAUACUUGGCUCUAAAGUCCAGGAAGAGAGUUAAUGAAGACAGUUCGAGUCCCGAAAUCCCCAGGGAACCAAGAUUAGAUGAUGUAAAUAAUUUAAGCUCUUCUGAUCUUGAUGAAGUAAGAACAACCUCCACUAAAACCAAGGCUUGUAACCAGAAGCAUUUAAACCAGGCCCUUAAGAAGACGGAGUUAAAGUCAAUAUGCUGCAGUUUGAAACGGAAAAGAGCUUCGGUUGAAUCUCCUUCUAAAAGCAAAGAGAUCAGUGAUGAUGUGAGCUUGAAGAGGCUGAUGAAGUCAAAAACAAAGAAAGCUAAGAAGAUAAACUCCAUUUUGACAAGGGCAGCGCAAGCGGCCGAGGCUGAGAUGGAGAGGCUUUGCAGAGCUAAGGUUCGGUUAGAGAAUCUGAAGCAGAAAUUGCUGAGACUGCAAAAUAGCAAAUCUAAGAAGACUAAGAGAAACCAUUUACACCAACAAACUGUUGUGUUUGUUCCCAUUGCAAAGCUAAGGGAACAAAUUUAAUAUGUGGACAGGCCAGUAAUUUUUGGCUGAAGCUUACAUGUAAAUAUUCUCUGCCAAUGUUCAUUGUCAGUCAAGUACUGAUUCUCACUAAUUAUAGAAUUCCCUUUUAAGAUGUGUUCGAA
Messenger RNA from Mercurialis annua (annual mercury), 2484 nucleotides. RefSeq names its product pathogenesis-related homeodomain protein. Gene Ontology annotation, molecular function: chromatin binding; DNA binding. The transcript has 11 exons. Gene Ontology annotation, cellular component: nucleus. NCBI's taxonomy places the organism in Eukaryota, Viridiplantae, Streptophyta, Magnoliopsida, Malpighiales, Euphorbiaceae. The record is from RefSeq and is a predicted model, not a curated record. The coding region runs from base 245 to 2362 and encodes 705 amino acids. Gene Ontology annotation, biological process: chromatin organization; regulation of DNA-templated transcription.